This is a messenger RNA of Nematolebias whitei (Rio pearlfish), 849 nucleotides long. RefSeq names its product proliferation associated nuclear element (gene pane1). The transcript is spliced from 6 exons. Bases 116 to 673 code for a protein of 185 amino acids. The record is from RefSeq and is a predicted model, not a curated record. Lineage: Eukaryota; Metazoa; Chordata; Actinopteri; Cyprinodontiformes; Rivulidae.
UUCGAAAAAGAAGCGCCAGAUGAAGACGCUCCUCACGGAGCUGGUUUACUGCUAUGUCUAUGAGUUUACUUAACUUUACAAAGCUGAGACGGUUUAAAGGUGCACAUCUGCGAGCAUGUCGAUGCUGAAGCCGUUUAGUAAACUUCCUGGCCUGAACACGGCUAAUGUCUUGUUGGUGGAGAACGAGGAGCAGUUCCAGCAGAGUUUAGCAGAAGUUUUGGUGAAGGAGACCCACGUCACUGUGAAUGUGAGACUGGCCAAGAGUCUCCCUGUGCCCGUGGACGAGAGCCGUCCAAGGAUCGAGCUGGUGGUGUUCAUCAUCGACCUGACCUCGGAGCUCAGUUUUCAGUCUGCAGAAGCUUCUGUGAAAUAUCUGGACCCUGGAUACUUCCUGGGGAAAGUCUGCUUCAUGGUGACUCGUGCUCGUAGCGCCUCGGCCCCUGCCGAGCGUCUGGACGCUCUCAGAAAGAUGGCCGCCUCGCUCCGCUGCCCUCUGCUGUUUGCAGACGAUCAGACGUCUGAGGGUGUCGUCAGUGCAGCCGAGCGCCUUCUCACCAUCCUGAAGGUAUCAGCCGGCCUCGUUCCCAUGACGACCGCUCUGCACCUGUCCAACCUGACCAGGUGCACUCUGCCACCUGACAUGGACCAGCCAAGCUUUGACCAGCUCCUUUAAACCUUGUUGUUGUGCUCUGGGUUUUUCCUCUUCAUAUUUAUUUGUAAUAAUGUCUUCUCUUCCUUUUGAUCUUUGUUAUUUUUGUAAAUGCUUAUUUGAUCGUGUCACUUCAAAACGUUAGACGGUGUACUUUUAGGAACCACACGUGGUGUUCAGAGAAAAAAUAAAAUAUAUAA